This is a messenger RNA of Doryrhamphus excisus (bluestripe pipefish), 2962 nucleotides long. NCBI's taxonomy places the organism in Eukaryota, Metazoa, Chordata, Actinopteri, Syngnathiformes, Syngnathidae. The record is from RefSeq and is a predicted model, not a curated record.
CCAUGUAUUAUACUGGAGGGCUAUGACAUUUAUCCUAUUUAGUGCAAGAAUAUUUCCAAUGAAAAACUUAGCUGGUUUUACAACUGAGUCAGUUUAUAUUAACUUUAAACACACGCACAAAAAAGUAUAUAUUAGUCUAUAUUCUGCCUUCAAUAUGAAGCAUAAUGGAAGUGUGGCUUGCAUGACUACCGGAGACAAUGGAUCAGUCUUUCGUGGGUUUUGGAGGAAUUGUUAUCGUCACGGCAACUCUCAAAACAGACAGGUGAGGUAUUGUCGAGCCGGAUGACGUAUAGCGUUCACUGUUGGGAGCAGAACCGGAGAAGUCUGAUGAAGAAUGAGCUGGAGACCGGAUGCUAAUCCGAUAAGUAAGGGUGCAAUUUAUUAAGUGCUUCUGCGUCUGGUGAAGUUGAUGGCGGUGGAGAUACGGAGGAACGUACCCCGAGGGUGGGGGGGUGAGACAACACACCGCCUGCAGCAGAAUCGGACAACUCUCUUUUCCUCACCAUCGGACUGGGUCUCCUGAGAUACGACAGCACGGGGGGCUCCAGUGGGGUUUUUUUCCGAGGCGUAAAAUGAAAGCGAGUAAGGCAGUUUUUUGAGACUACCAUGACAGAGAAUCCGGAAAAAGUUUUUUAAAGAAAGUUUGCAGUCCAAUUUCCUGGACUGCACUCUUUUUCUGCAGAUUUUUAAUUUUAUAUUUUUUUUUGUGUGUGUUUUUUUUUUUUUUUUAAACACGGAAGAAGGGAUAAAGACACCGGGAUUCAACCAUAAUUGCAGUCUAUGGAAAUGCAGGAUCUAGCCAGUCCUCACAGCCGAGUUAGUGGAAGCAGUGAAUCUCCAACCGGUGCCAGCCUUGAUAACUCCCACAUCAAUAACAAUUCCAUGACACCCAAUGGCACUGAAGUUAAAAGCGAGCCAAUGAGCAGCAGCGAAAUAGCCGCCACAGUAGCAGACACCUCUCUGGACAGCUUCUCCGGAUCAGCAAUUGGAAGCAGUGGCUUCAGCCCAAGACAAACUCACCAGUUCUCUCCGCAGAUUUACCCCUCCAACAGGACAUAUCCGCAUAUUCUUCCAACUCCUUCAUCCCAAAAUAUGGCCGCGUACGGACAGACGCAGUACACCACAGGAAUGCAGCAGGCCGCGGCGUAUGCUAGCUACCCUCAACCCGGACAGCCUUAUGGCAUCUCGGCUUAUGGUCCAUUGUGGGCAGGCAUCAAGACAGAAGGUGGUCUGAGCCAGUCCCAGUCGCCAGGGCAGACCGGUUUUCUCAGCUACAGUUCCGGGUUCAACACGCCGCAAACGGGGCAGGCGCCUUACAGCUACCAAAUGCAAGGUGGUACUUUCACAACAACGUCAGGGUUGUACGGAGGGAACAACUCCCUGACAAACUCCACGGGCUUCAACAGCACGCAACAGGAGUAUCCCAGCUACCCAGCCUUCGGCCAGGGUCAGUACGCCCAGUAUUACAACAGCUCGCCCUACACUUCGCCCUACAUGACGAAUAACAACACCAGUCCCAGCACGCCCUCCACCACGACCACCUACACCCUCCAGGAGCCUCCUGCCGGCAUCACCAGCCAGGCUCUCACAGAGAACCCUCCAGGAGAGUACAGUACCAUCCACAGUCCAUCAACCCCCAUUAAAGAUUCAGAUUCGGAUCGAUUGCGCCGGGCCUCGGAUGGAAAAUCACGUGGCCGGGGGAGAAGAAACAACAACCCAUCACCGCCGCCCGACUCCGACCUUGAGCGAGUAUUCAUCUGGGACCUGGAUGAAACAAUCAUCGUUUUCCAUUCCUUGCUCACGGGCUCUUACGCCAACAGAUACGGACGGGAUCCACCAUCAUCAGUAUCAUUAGGACUACGUAUGGAAGAAAUGAUCUUCAACUUGGCCGACACGCAUUUAUUCUUCAACGACUUAGAGGAAUGUGACCAGGUACAUAUCGACGAUGUUUCUUCCGAUGAUAACGGCCAGGAUCUAAGUACGUACAACUUCGGCGCAGACGGCUUCCACGCAGCGGCGACCAGCGCCAACCUCUGCCUAGCCACAGGUGUGAGGGGCGGAGUCGAUUGGAUGAGAAAACUGGCGUUCCGCUACAGACGAGUGAAAGAAAUCUACACCACCUACAAAAAUAACGUCGGAGGUCUCCUGGGCCCGGCCAAGAGGGAAGCCUGGUUGCAAUUGCGAGCAGAAAUUGAAGCCUUGACGGACUCCUGGUUAACACUGGCACUGAAAGCACUAACAUUAAUCCACUCAAGGUCAAAUUGCGUGAAUAUCCUGGUGACCACCACGCAGCUCAUCCCCGCCCUGGCCAAGGUCCUGCUCUACGGCCUGGGCAUCGUCUUUCCUAUCGAGAAUAUUUAUAGCGCCACCAAAAUAGGUAAAGAGAGCUGCUUCGAAAGAGUCGUUCAACGAUUCGGGAGGAAAGUUGUUUACAUCGUGGUCGGCGACGGCGUGGAGGAGGAGCAAGGCUCAAAAAAGCACAACAUGCCCUUUUGGAGGAUCUCCAGCCAUUCAGACCUCAUGGCCCUCCAUCACGCCCUGGAUCUGGAGUACUUGUAGCCAACAUCGUAUUCGAAAAAAAAAAAUCCCCCCAAAAACUGAUCCAGCUUAUUUUUCCGGAACCCGUCCCACCACGCUUGUUUGAAGACGUCGACCCCCCGUUGAUGGUUCUGCGGAAAAAAAAAACAAAAGGCCCACUGGCGUCUUGUCUUCCCCAAGGACGAGGAACAAUCAAUGUGUUGACACACUUUGUCGCACACACUUUGUCUUAAGGCUUUUUUUGUUGUUGUUGUUGUCGACGACAAGAGGUGAUUUUCCAGCCAUGCUAACUGUGAAUGGACACCUGGACUACUGACGGCAACUACUGGUGAUUCCUCCAUGGCUUCUUAUUUAUGGACUCCACGGCAGCAAGACUUUUCCAGCUGGAGGAAUAAACGGGGGCUUUUUUUUUUUUUUUUUUUUU